GGCCCUCUCUCCGCCCGGCCGCAGGGGACGCUGGGGAGCCGGUCUCGGCCCGCGCCGAUUGGUUUCCUGAACGCGGCUCCCUGCCUGGUGGCUCUGUGCUCGCUCUGUGGUCUGGGCGUCUCCGGACCGGGCUUCGGUAACUGCCGCCGAGGGCCCGGGAGCGCCCCGAGACUACCUCCUGGGCCGCACCUCCUCUUUUAGUUCUUGACUGCAGUUCACGAAACUCACCGGUCGGCUGAAAUUAAGAUACACAGAUACGGGGAAGGGGACAGUAACCAUACUCCCCAAAUCUUAGAUCUUUUUAUUAAUUUUGGAGUGUUUGGAUAUUUACAGAAGAUCAUUUGAAAACUCCUUUUGGAAUCAGAGCAUGGAUCCCAGCAGUGACUACCAUUUCCUCAAUCAGAUUUUGUGGCAAAGAGUGAGACUCACUCUGGCUUCUGGUGUCUUCGAAGGCGUGCUCCAGCAUGUGGACCCUGAUAAGAUUGUUGUCCUGAAGAAAGUGAAGAAUGUGGAAACAGGCCAGAGUGCCCCAGGAGUGAAGAUGUUUUUUGGGCAUGAGAUUGUAAAUGUGGAACCACUAGAUGAGGUGGAACAAGGUUCUGUGAGAGAAGAAACAUCUUCUGUUAGUAAGGAUAGUUUAAAUACAGAAAGAACCAGGAUGGAAAAAAUGAAAAAUGGAAACCUAAAUGUAUGUGAGCCGGCUUCACCUGCCCUUAAAGCACCAGUUACCUCUCUGCUGAAUGAUAUCAAGUGCAGCCCAUCAGAAGAGGAGGAGGUGACAUACACAGUCAUCGAUCAGUUCCAGCAGAGGUUUGGUGCUGCAAUGCUCCACAUCAAGAAGCAGAGUGUCCUGAGUGUGGCUGCAGAAGGAGCUAAUGUGUGUCGCCAUGGGAAACUGUUUUGGCUUCAGGUGGCCACAAAUAGCCGAGUUUACUUAUUUGACAUUUUCCUUCUGGGAAGUCGAGCUUUCAGCAAUGGACUUCAGAUGGUAUUAGAAGACAAAAGAAUUUUAAAGGUUAUCCACGAUUGUCGCUGGCUUUCUGAUUGCCUCUCUCAUCAAUAUGGGAUCAUGCUAAAUAAUGUCUUUGACACACAGGUAGCAGAUGUCUUUCAGUUUUCCAUGGAAACUGGUGGCUUUCUUCCAAACUGCAUCAGUACUUUACAGGAAAGUUUAAUAAGACACCUUAAUAUAGCCCCUAAAUAUCUCUCCUUUCUAGAAGACAGACAAAAACUGAUUCAGGGAAAUCCAGAAGUAUGGUUCACACGACCUCUUCCACCCGCUUUACUGAAAAUGUUGGCCCUGGAAGUGACCUACCUGCUCCCUCUUCGAACAGCGCUCCUGGAUGAGAUGAUGUCAGACCUCACCACCCUAGUGGAUGGGCACCUAAACACCUGCCGGGAAGGGUCUGCAAACCAGCUUGCAGGCACACAGCCUACAUGUAUGGAGUUACCAGAGGAGCUGCUUCAACUCAGAGACUUUCAGAAGCAGCGCAGAGAGAGAGCUGCAAAGGAAUACAGGAUGAAUGCACAAGGGCUCCUAAUAAGAACCAUGCUACAUCCAAAGAAGUCAGAGACAGGAACAGCAGGGAAAGAGGAAAAAGUCAGAGAUUCUAGGGAAGAUAAGCCUCCAAGUGUGACAUUCCCUGGAUUUCAUGAGGAUGGGAGUUUUCCUAAUGGAAAAUUUCAAACAACAGUAAAAUCUCAACAUCUACCACCUGUACAGAGAGCAGAAGCCAGUGAGGGUUCCAGUAACAGAUUUAUUUACCCUGAGUCAAAAGGAUUAGAGGAUAAGAAAAUAACUCAGACAGAACACUGUAUGUUGCCGAAGCUUGAGUUUCCGGCAAGUUUUUCUUUGAAAGAAGAGAGACAACAGUCACUGAUUCUCGAAGAUAAGGAAUAUUUGUUGUCCACAAAACCGGAUGUUUCUGCACCUCCUUUUCUUCCUCAAGAAACCAGAGCAUCACUAAAUGAUACCUUUCAUCCUUCCAAAGAAGCUGGGAUUUCCACACUCCCUCCCUGUCCAGCCUUGGAGAAGAUGGACUGGUAGAUGAAUCCAUCUCUAGAUCUGCCUUAGGGUGUGCGGUUUGCUUGAGGCUCUUUGGGAGUCUCAUUUCCCCUGUCAUCUGGGGCUUAAUCAGUGCUUGAAUUUCUCAUGUUGUGGGUUUAGUUAUGUCUCAGUGACAGGCCUCAGGAAAAUUAUAUUCUCUUCCUGACUACAUUCCUGGUAUAUGGAUUAAGAUGGGAAUUAAUACAUUAAUAAGAGAAGAAGUAAAAUUUCUAUGUCACAGUGCAGAAAUGCUUCCAGUGGCCAGAGUAAAUUAUAUCAUAAUUGGAGUUUAGAGGAUUCUAGGGAGGGAAAAAUCUUGGGCUUAGUAUCAGGAAGAAUAUGCAACUUUAGGUAUUUAUUUAUUUUUAUUAUUAUUAUUAUUAUUAUUAUUA
Molecule: messenger RNA, 2439 nt
Organism: Fukomys damarensis (Damara mole-rat)
Lineage: Eukaryota; Metazoa; Chordata; Mammalia; Rodentia; Bathyergidae
Gene: Exd1
Product: exonuclease 3'-5' domain containing 1
Exons: 12
Coding region: 368-2047 (559 amino acids)
Biological process (GO): nucleobase-containing compound metabolic process
Molecular function (GO): 3'-5' exonuclease activity; nucleic acid binding
Source: RefSeq, a predicted model, not a curated record